AACAAAUUGGUUCCAGCCAAUUUCAGACGUCAGCUGAUGGGAAGUCCCACCACUGUUCCGGCCAGUCGCUAUAAUAGAGAUGUCGGGCAUUCUUUACUGUUAGUCAUUAAGAGACAAGCACCUGUGGAUAUUAUGGGUUACCAGCAACCAAACUCCGAAGGAUUCUGCUACUUUUUGGCGAACGAUUAUUUUCGCUUUGUGUUACAUGGUUCACAGUCCCCGCCGGCGGCCAACAGGGUGGUAGAAACUCUGCGCAGGUCGGGUUCCGCGUUAGAUGCAUCCGGCCAGGAGUUGAAGCGUUGUAUAGACAGUCUCAACUUAAGCUCUGUUGAGGAGGCACAGCGAGUGCUCCCCACCCUGAUGAGAGAAGUUUACUCGGACGGCAUUGAUAACUGGGGAAGGAUUGUGACCCUGUUCGCUUUCUGUGGCAUCCUAGUCAGGCACCUGAAAGAGAAAGGCGUCCCGGAGCGAGAACUGGUCGAGGGCGUAGCCCAGUGGGUAGCUCAGUACACCUGGGCUCACAAAGGCGCCUGGAUCAAGAACAACGGUGGCUGGGAGAAGGGCUUUGUGGAACACUUCCAGGAGAAAAAGAAGCCGCACUUCUAUACCAAGAUAGCUGCUGUAACGGGGAUUGUUGCUGCUUUUUCCUUUGCGAUCUACCAGCAGUGAAGAUGUGGGAGUAGAUUUUGCACAUUAGAAACUUGUGCAGCUUGUGAACUUUCUGCCUUGUAUUGAGAACCCAGUACAGGACUUGGACUAUAAACUUUUGUGAAGCUUGUUGAAUCCAAACAAAGAUGAAAUGUUUAAGUGCAAUAAAAUCAGAUAUAUUUUGUAGCAAUUGGAAUUUGAGUUGCUUUAUUUAAGUAUGUAAGGAGCAAGCAAUAUUUGUUUGUAUAUUCUCUUUCACGAGCUCAGGAUUUCUCAAUACAGUUUUUGAUCCAUUUCGGUACUCCUUGUGUGCAAUUCAUCACUUCUGUUCAUAGCCCAUAACUUUCCUAGAUUUUGA
Molecule: messenger RNA, 1006 nt
Organism: Hypanus sabinus (Atlantic stingray)
Lineage: Eukaryota; Metazoa; Chordata; Chondrichthyes; Myliobatiformes; Dasyatidae
Product: bcl-2-related protein A1-like
Exons: 2
Coding region: 37-669 (210 amino acids)
Biological process (GO): extrinsic apoptotic signaling pathway in absence of ligand; mitochondrial fusion; positive regulation of apoptotic process
Cellular component (GO): mitochondrial outer membrane
Molecular function (GO): protein heterodimerization activity; protein homodimerization activity; channel activity
Source: RefSeq, a predicted model, not a curated record